GGAUGAAGAGCAGGGCGAGGAUGAAGGGCAGGGCGAGGAGGAGCAGGUUGAGGAGCAGGAUGAGGAUGAAGAGCAGGGCGAGGAUGAAGGGCAGGGCGAGGAGGAGCAGGAUGAGGAGCAGGGCGAGGAUGAAGAGCAGGGCGAGGAUGAAGAGCAGGGCGAGGAUGAAGAGCAGGGCGAGGAUGAAGGGCAGGACGAGGACGAAGUGCAGGAUGAGGAUGAGGAGGAGCAGUACUUUCCCCGGUCCUGGGGCCCAGUCGAUUCCGUGUCCUCUCGGGAACUAAACCUGACGUGCAGCGACGAUGCCUUUACAUUUUCCAUGCACUCUAGCCCCAUUACUGAGCUGAAAGUAGUGGGUGCAGCGACCAUACUAGUAAAGGCUCCCAAGUCGUGUGGCUACUCUGUGAGCCCUUAUGGGAACACCGUAAGGGUGCCAUACACUGGCUGUCAUGUCGACGCUCUGAAGGGGCAGUACAUCCUGAAGGUGUCCUACAUCACUGAGCAUGGGCGCUUGAUGGACGCCACCUUGUCUUGCGCCGACGGCACUAAUGUCACAGAUAUGCUGAACCCUAGGGCCGACGAGGCGCCGUCAACCACAAACUUUGCAGAUUCCACCACGGCCAUGGCACAAAAUCAGCUGGACCCUAGGGGCAGUAUCCCCCCGCCCACCUGUCGCCGCAAGGCACAAAACUGUGACGUUGCUGUUGAAGAGCAGAUACAGUGUGGACAUAACGGAAUAAGCAAAGAAGAUUGUGAUCGAAAUGGUUGCUGUUCCGGCGAUGCCACGUAUAAAUGCCAUUACCCACUAGAUGAAUGCACUGUGGAUAAUUUCUUUGUGUUUGCCAUCCGCAAAGACUCUGCAUCGAUCCCUAUUGACCCAAGAAGACUCAUUAUUCCCAACUAUCCCCAUUGCGUUCCCAUUAUCGUCAAGUCCCACUUUGCAAUCUACAAGAUCCCUCUGGCUGACUGUGGCGUUCGUUCUUAUAUGAUUGGGCACACCAGCAUUUUCAUGGUUGAGGUGCACACAGUAGUUGAGGCUCUCGAUCUCAAGUAUGGUGUGAUAGCGAGGGAGGAUGCUUUCAGAUUCAUGAUCGAGUGUCGCUACCCCCAGACGGGCUCCUGCGGCCUGUCGUGGGCCAGUGUGGGCUACAAGGUGAGGGUCCCAAUGCUGCAAUUACCCGUCAUCCUCAGCUCCCAUGGACGUUACAGCGUGCAGCUGAGACUCGCUCGAGAUGCAAGCUUUGACUCUUACUACAGCAAGGACUCCUUGCCGUUGAGUUCCAUUCUCGGUUCGCCGGUCUUCCUGGAGGUCAACCUCUUGGAGGAUGUCGCGGUGUUGGGAUGGGGAUAUAAACCGAUACUGAAACCAAGGAUGGCUGUGCUCGUGGUCAACUACUGCUUGGCCUUCCCUAGGAACGCCAAUAAAGUGCUAGUGCUGGUUUACGAGGGCUGUGCAAACCCAAAUGACCCUGGUAUCUCCAUCUUGUCUACGAGAGGCCACGGCAGCAGUAAGCAGAAGCGCUUCUUGGUCAAAGCGUUCCAGUUCAUGAAUGUGCAAACCAACACGUACCUCCAAGAAGAGAUCUUCUUCAUGUGCUCGACAGAAGUCUGUCUAAAUAAGCGUAGGUGUGACAGAGGUUGCUUUGCGGGAUCAUAAUGGAUUUGUGCUGUACCCAAUGGGGAAUAAAAUAAAGUUUCUGACGAUUUCUUAA
Gadus macrocephalus (Pacific cod) is the source of this 1712-nucleotide messenger RNA. RefSeq names its product zona pellucida sperm-binding protein 4-like. Gene Ontology annotation, molecular function: acrosin binding; structural constituent of egg coat. Bases 320 to 1657 code for a protein of 445 amino acids. Gene Ontology annotation, biological process: prevention of polyspermy; binding of sperm to zona pellucida. The transcript has 12 exons. NCBI's taxonomy places the organism in Eukaryota, Metazoa, Chordata, Actinopteri, Gadiformes, Gadidae. The record is from RefSeq and is a predicted model, not a curated record. Gene Ontology annotation, cellular component: egg coat.